Molecule: messenger RNA, 909 nt
Organism: Schistocerca americana (American grasshopper)
Lineage: Eukaryota; Metazoa; Arthropoda; Insecta; Orthoptera; Acrididae
Exons: 2
Coding region: 552-875 (107 amino acids)
Source: RefSeq, a predicted model, not a curated record
UUGUCAGCCGGACAACAGAAGCCCAGGGCGGACGAGUCGCGUUCCCAGCGCACUGCCGCGAGCGAGCGAGCGCGUGCGUAGCCACGCCGUGGACGAAAGCUGUUACUCAUUCUGCAGGAGUGCGCGUUGACGCGCCCGCGGCUGGCCCACAGUGUUCUCCUGUUUUGAACACAACAAUUGGGCCAAUUGUCAACCAGUUGCAUAUUGGUGCAAAGCGACUUACGGAGCUCUGGUUUUGGACGCACCACUUUACAAUGUAAACACUAUACAGUAGCAGUUUCCGUCUGAGACAAGCGUAUACUGUCAGUGAUUAUUGUGUAUUUCCGGGCAAGCUACCUGAGAGAGUGACCAGGAUUAACUGUGUUUUACGAAAUCUGUCCCGCCGCUUUCCCGCGGAGCAACAACAAUACGGGCUGUGGAGUGUGUGUCUGUCGUGAGUGUAGAGCGCCGAGGGAGUGUCCGAGGAGAGCGCGGACAGUGGACAGCGGGCAGUCACAGGUGUUGCGGCGCUAUGGGCGGUCGCGGCGCGAGUGGUAGCCAGUGAGGAGGAGAUGGCAGCGAUGCUGUUGCGGCUGGCGCUGCUGGCGGCGUGCUGUCUGGCGGCGGCCGCUCUGCACGCCGGCGCCGGCGCCCAGCCCGGCGCACAGGUGGAGGCGGUGCGGGACGUCUUCAGCCGCGUGCUGCGCCUCCGGCCCCCGGCGCCGACCCCCGACGCCGUCGCCGCCCCCACGCAGCCGCCCCCGAGGCACAUGCUCGAGCUGUACCGCAAGUACGCCGCCGGCGCCGCGCGCCGUCCUCACCACGGCAACACGGUGCGCAGCAUCCUCCCCGAUCCAGCGUGGGAGGCGGCUACAAACUGCGCACUCCGUGAGUGAGUGCAGCGGCCAGCCAACAGCCUGGGUGGAGUGC